Molecule: messenger RNA, 1527 nt
Organism: Aspergillus eucalypticola CBS 122712
Lineage: Eukaryota; Fungi; Ascomycota; Eurotiomycetes; Eurotiales; Aspergillaceae
Exons: 6
Coding region: 1-1527 (508 amino acids)
Biological process (GO): glucuronoside catabolic process; carbohydrate metabolic process
Molecular function (GO): beta-glucuronidase activity; carbohydrate binding
Source: RefSeq, a predicted model, not a curated record
AUGCAACCUCUACACCCUCACUUUUACACUCACGGCAAACGCGGUAAUGAGACGGUCGCACUCUGGACAGCCCCAUUAGCCACCAAUCUCGAGUGCCCCGUUCCAGCCUCUUACAACGACAUCUUUGUCAAUCGUCAGAUUCAUGACCAUCAAUAUCUCGUGCGCGUUGAGGCCGCCACGCACCAUGGUCGUAUUUAUAUCAACGAUCAUCUAGUCGCCGAGCAUGUGGGUGGCUACACGCCUUUCGAAGCAGACAUCACGGGUCUCGUCUCUGCGGGUGAUAGCUUCCGUUUGACUAUCGCCACUAUCCCUCCCGGUAGGAUCGAGGUGGAGGAGUAUACAGGUAAAAUAACACAGCACAUCCAGGACAUCAGAGUUGUCACUAACGUGGAUGGCACAACCGGGCUGAUCGAUUACCUUGUCACGGUAUCAAACUUAACGACAGAGCGCAUCAAGAUCAACGUGGUCGAUGAGGAUGGAAGGACUGUUACCGAGGCAUCAGGUACUCGUGGUAUCGUUACCAUAGAUUCUGCCGGAGUGUGGCAUCCGGGAGAAGCAUAUCUUUACCAAUUUCAAGUGAGCAUAGUGGGCUCGGACGACAUUAUAAUUGACACUUAUAGUGUUGCGACGGGUGUACGCACAGUCAAAGUCAGCGGGAACCAAUUUCUCAUCAACGACAAGCCAUUCUACUUCACUGGCUUUGGGAAACACGAAGACAGUAACGUGCGCGGCAAAGGUUACGACCCAGCGUACAUGGUCCACGAUUUUCAGCUGAUGAACUGGAUGGGAGCAAACUCAUUUCCCACCUCACACUACCCCUACGCCGAAGAGGUGAUGGAAUUCGCGGACCGGCACGGAAUUGUUGUCAUUGACGAGACACCCGCCGUUGGCCUGUCAUACUCCAUUGGGGCUGGGCAGUCCAGCGAGGACAGUCAGCAGACAAUCACCCCGGAAGGAAUCAACAAUAAGACGCGCGAAGCUCACAAGCAAGCAAUCCGGGAGCUCAUUGCUCGGGACAAAAACCACGCCAGCGUUGUCAUGUGGUCGAUUGCAAAUGAGCCUGCAUCGCAUGAGGCAGGAGCCCGUGACUAUUUCGCGCCACUGAUUGACCUGGCUCACCAGCUUGACUCCACCCGUCCCGUCUGUUCUACAAAUUACGGAGAUGCUACCUAUGAGCCUGAUCGAAUCUCGGAUAUGUUUGAUGUUCUCUGCCUUAACCGCUAUUUCGGGUGGUAUACCCAAACUGGCGAGAUUGAGGAGGCAGAGGCGGCUCUCGAAAAGGAGCUACUGGGCUGGGAGGGCAAAUACGACAAGCCCAUCGAACUCCAGGUCGAACUGCUCGACAUGUAUCAUCGGGUGUUUGACCCUGUGGAGUCAGUGGUGGGAGAGCAAGUCUGGAACUUUGCUGACUUUCAGGCGGCUGUAGGGGUCAGCAGGGUGGAUGGUAACAAGAAGGGUAUCUUUACGAGGGAUAGGAAACCAAAGGCUGCAGCCCAGACUUUGAGAAACCGAUGGAGGCAUAUGUAG